GCAACACGCAUGCGCAUUGCAUCGGCGAAGAUGGCGACGAACGGAGGAGGAAUGGAAGUGGACGGGGCAGGCGACCCUAGUGUUAUGGCUUCAGGGGUCACAGGGAGUGUGUCAGUAGCUCUGCAUCCCCUCGUAAUUCUCAACAUAUCUGACCACUGGAUACGGAUUCGUUCACAGGAAGGGCGCCCCAUGCAAGUGAUUGGUGCCCUUAUUGGAAAGCAGGAGGGUAGAAACAUAGAAGUAAUGAACUCCUUUGAGCUCCUGUCUCAUACUAUAGAUGACCGAGUACACAUUGAUAAGGAAUACUAUUAUACCAAGGAAGAACAAUUCAAACAGGUUUUCAAAGAAAUGGAGUUCCUUGGCUGGUACACCACUGGCGGUCCUCCUGAUUCGUCAGAUAUUCACAUUCACAAGCAGGUAUGUGAAAUAAUUGAGAGCCCCCUGUUCCUCAAGCUCAACCCAAUGACUAAACACACUGAUCUUCCAGUCAGUGUCUUUGAAUCUGUGAUUGACAUAAUUAACGGCGAGGCCACCAUGUUGUUUGCUGAGCUGACAUACACUCUGGCCACUGAAGAAGCCGAGAGAAUUGGUGUUGAUCAUGUAGCUCGCAUGACAGCAACAGGCACAGGGGAAAACUCAACAGUUGCUGAACAUCUUAUAGCCCAACACAGUGCAAUAAAGAUGCUGCACAGUCGAGUGAAAAUCAUUCUAGAGUAUGUCAAAGCUGUGGAAGCAGGAGAGGUGCCAUUUAAUCAUGAGAUUCUCAGAGAAGCAAACGCUCUCUGCCACAGACUUCCUGUCCUCAGCACCAUGAAGUUUAAAACAGACUUCUAUGAUCAAUGUAAUGACGUGGGUCUGAUGGCCUACUUAGGCACCAUCACCAAGACUUGUAACAGUAUGAAUCAGUUCAUCAACAAGUUUAACGUCCUGUACGACAGACAGGGCAUUGGCCGUAGGAUGAGAGGACUUUUCUUUUGAGCUGGCAUUAGCUAAAUAGACAGACAAGCAGCAGUUUUGGUCUUUUUGGGUUUGUGAAUUGAUUACCACACCUCAACU
Messenger RNA from Periophthalmus magnuspinnatus, 1056 nucleotides. RefSeq names its product COP9 signalosome subunit 6 (gene cops6). Gene Ontology annotation, cellular component: COP9 signalosome. The coding region runs from base 10 to 978 and encodes 322 amino acids. Gene Ontology annotation, molecular function: protein binding; metallopeptidase activity. The transcript is spliced from 10 exons. Gene Ontology annotation, biological process: protein deneddylation. The record is from RefSeq and is a predicted model, not a curated record. Lineage: Eukaryota; Metazoa; Chordata; Actinopteri; Gobiiformes; Gobiidae.